This is a messenger RNA of Bicyclus anynana (squinting bush brown), 735 nucleotides long. RefSeq lists its product as uncharacterized. Bases 1 to 735 code for a protein of 244 amino acids. NCBI's taxonomy places the organism in Eukaryota, Metazoa, Arthropoda, Insecta, Lepidoptera, Nymphalidae. The transcript is spliced from 6 exons. The record is from RefSeq and is a predicted model, not a curated record.
AUGACAGAAUAUCAUAAAGAUAAAGUCAACUGCAACGAUCGGUAUGGAGCUGAAGUUUUAUCUCGAAGGAAGAGAUUUCUUAUUUUCCCGGAAGGAAGUUCUUUACAAUUAGUUUUCUGCGUCACCUAUCCAGCUAUAUUCACAAUAGGGGACAUUUUCCUAUGGGGCAACACAGCCGCCUUGGCGUUUGAACUACCCCAGGACCCCUACUCCCCCUUUAACCACAAAGCGGACCCUCUUCACAGGAGAAUAGACACAAAGACUAUCUAUUUCACGGAUUAUAAUGGAAAAAUUAUUCACCACCAACCAUACAAAAGGAAGUUUAUAGUAAACCCAGCGUUCGCGAAGCGUAGCGUGGACGGAUCCAACGCGGCUCACGAAUACAAAAUAGAUAGGAGAGAGUUGCACGCCUCACGACACACAAGAGAGUUUUUGAAAAGGGACCAAAUGGAGAACAUUGGGUUCCAUAGACACGGGCGAGCUACCUUGUACCGGCAUGUUGAGGGACUUCUGCAAGGCAUUGGUGCCGACGGAAGGAUGUGCCUGCUAAAUAUGCUCUGUGAAAUGGGACAGUCCAAUACUAAUAACCCACAAGGUCCAUUUCUACAGGAAAUAAUGAGAGUUGUGUUCACAUUACCGAAACCUUCUAAACCAGACGAUGUUGAUGAAGAGUAUGACGAAGCACAUUCAGCUAAAGGUUCAUGCGAAAAAUUAUACCCGUGUGCUGAAAACUGA